UAAUCACAAUCCUUUCCAUCACAACAUAAACACACUCUUCUAGGCAUUAACAAUACCCCUCAUUAGCCUUUCUGCAGUUUGAGAGAUGGGUUCCAAGAACAGUGCUUCAAUAGCUCUCUUUUUCACCCUCAACAUUCUCUUCUUUGCCUUGGUCAGUUCCACUGAAAAAUGCCCUGAUCCUUAUAAGCCUAAGCCCAAGCCCACUCCCAAGCCAACUCCCACUCCUUAUCCAUCUGCAGGAAAAUGCCCUAAGGAUGCCCUAAAAUUAGGUGUUUGUGCUGAUGUCCUCAACUUGGUGCACAAUGUUGUGAUUGGAUCUCCACCAACACUCCCAUGCUGCAGCCUUCUUGAAGGCCUCGUCAACCUCGAGGCCGCGGUAUGCCUUUGCACAGCCAUUAAAGCCAACGUUCUGGGGAUCCAUCUCAAUCUUCCUAUUGCCCUCAGCUUAGUUCUAAACAACUGCGGCAAGCAAGUCCCAAAUGGCUUCGAAUGUACCUAAAAUUUCUAGUGUGAGAGAAGGAUCAUGAUGUGCUUUCUGGAUUUUGUUCUUUGUGUUUUUGAUUAUUGUAAAGUGUGCUGUUUCUGAUUGCAGUAUUGUUGGCUUAACAAUAUAUUAAUUUUUUUUUUUUGUCAUUUAUGAAGCAAUUCAAUGGAAAAUUUUGUUUUGAGUUC
This is a messenger RNA of Daucus carota subsp. sativus, 672 nucleotides long. Its product is annotated as 14 kDa proline-rich protein DC2.15. The record is from RefSeq and is a predicted model, not a curated record. NCBI's taxonomy places the organism in Eukaryota, Viridiplantae, Streptophyta, Magnoliopsida, Apiales, Apiaceae. The transcript is spliced from 2 exons. Bases 86 to 499 code for a protein of 137 amino acids.